GUGACGUAAUUGCACAUCACUUCCGGUGUGCAGUCUGCAUCUCUCGACCACUACUGUACUUGCCAUUUUUAUGUUGCCGCUCUUACUCCCGCAAAGCGUCUUUUAUUUCAUAAAUAACGGCGUCCAACAUGGAGAGAAUAUCGCUGCUCUGGCUUGUGGUGCUGACAACGUUCGUCGUCGCUUCAUGUUUCACCGACAUGGAAAGCGGGCCGGGCGCAGGUGUAUCGACACAGACCGCAGGAGAUCGGUUUAAAAUCGAAGGAAGGGCCAUCGUACCUGGCGUUAAAACACCAGACUGGGUCUCCACGGCACGGAUUCUUGUGGACGGCGAAGACUACGUGGGUUUUGUCAGAACUGAUGGAAGUUUUGCUGUAAACGACGUCCCCUCCGGGUCCUACGUUGUCGAGAUUGUUGCUCCAGCAUACCGAUUUGAGCCGGUCCGUGUUGAUAUCACAUCCAAGGGCAAAAUGAGGGCUCGUCUUGUCAACUACAUUAAGACUUCAGAAGUCAUCCGGCAGCCGUAUCCUCUUCAAGUUAGAGCCAGUGGUCUUCACAGCUACUUCAUUAAGAGGGAGACCUGGGGCUGGACCGACUUCCUCAUGAACCCAAUGGUUAUGAUGAUGGUGCUGCCCCUGCUGAUUAUUGUUCUGCUGCCCAAAGUGGUCAACACCAACGACCCAGAGAUGAGAAAGGAAAUGGAACAGUCCAUGAACAUGCUGAACCCCAACCCCGAGCUUCCGGACGUGUCGGAGCUCAUGACCAAGCUCUUCUCGGGCUCCAAGGGUUCCAGCAAGGCGGGCGGCAGUAGCAGCAGCAGCAAGGGAACCAGGCCAGCUGUCAAAAGGAGGUAGUAAUGAAAUAUGCCUGAAGAAGCACGGGUCACACAAGCGAGAAUUGGAAGUGUCUUCUUUUCCCCUCCUUCUGCUCUACUUUUGGUCUGUUGUACAGUUCUCUUCAUGACCAGCUGUAAACUAACUACUUACACAAAAAAAACUACUUUUUUUUCCCCCCUCCACAAAGCCUUUUAUAAGCAGUUCCAUGCUGUCGUGCUCCUCGUUAAUUGUUCUAAUCCUUCGCUGUGCUUCGCUGCUAACUGCACUACCUGAGAUCUAUACAUAUUCAGAGAUUUUUUAUUAUUAUUUCAGUAAAAUGGCUGUGAAUGACGAUGAAUCGAGUAAUUUUAAGACUGAUGAUGACAUCUUAUUUAAAAAGCGUGGAUUAAUAAAUUGCAAUGGUAUAUAAAA
Entelurus aequoreus (snake pipefish) is the source of this 1244-nucleotide messenger RNA. RefSeq names its product ER membrane protein complex subunit 7b (gene emc7b). Gene Ontology annotation, molecular function: carbohydrate binding. Bases 129 to 851 code for a protein of 240 amino acids. Gene Ontology annotation, cellular component: EMC complex. The transcript is spliced from 5 exons. The record is from RefSeq and is a predicted model, not a curated record. Lineage: Eukaryota; Metazoa; Chordata; Actinopteri; Syngnathiformes; Syngnathidae.